AGCACACGGGUAAUCUUAUCAGGCCGCAUCCUCUGCGGCUGAGCGACUGGAGAUUUUGCACGUGAAAGCUUCUCCGCCCGUUUCGCUUCGCUCCGAGCGGUCUAGAACAUGGGCGAUGCAACGGUCGCAGUAACCCUAUGUUUCAUUUCUUGCAAUAUAUCAUGCAUCGGCCAUUAGUUGCUCCACAGGACGAAGCUGAAGAGACAGCGAGGCUUUAGUAUAUCUGUUGGUAUAGGUCAUUUCAUCUAAAUUACCCCGGUGUGUAUGGUGCAACAAGAAAUAACAAAGCAUCAAAGCCUUCUAUCUCGAAAACGAAUCACGCGAUGGACUUGUCGAGCUUGCACGGAGGCCCUCGCAACGCCUAUUCACGUUACUCUCCUGACAGCGAGUCUUACCUUUCACCCAGAGCACCAGACUUGUACUUUGCAGACUCUUACGCAUAUGCCUCUGAUUACUUCAGGGGCACCUUCUUCGAUAACAACCCACACUCCUAUCCGGUGAUGAAAUCGCUGGAUGUAGUCGGUCCCUGGGACAGUCCAUCACCUAGCACAUUUCCUGGUAUAAGUUCAAUAACCAACUCCGCAUUCGCAGUGAGCGAUAGCCAUCUGAAAACAUGGCCAAACUUCAACUCUGGGGAUCUAGCAUACGGAAGAUAUGCUCACGAUGCUGAGACAACCGAAACUCAUCACAUCGCCGACUCGAUACACACCUGCAGCAGCAGUCCCUCAUCUCCAGCCAUCUCGCCCCAGAUAGCAAGGCAAUCACGUCUUCCCUCACCUUCAGCCUGUCCUCGAACCUUUAUACACGUCAGAUCCGAGCCUACAAGACGCAAGCGGGGCCGCCCCCGCCUUCCACCUACAGCCUCCAAGGUCUCAGCAAGCAUCGUUGCAAAGAAAGUCAAGCGGCCGCAAUGCAUACCACAUACCGAAGUCGAACGCAAGUAUAGGGAGAAGCUUAACACGGAGUUGGAGCGGCUACGUCGAGCUGUUCCAUCCUUGCUUCGAGCCGAUUCGGACAAUGUGAUGGGCGGCGCGAGGAUAAGCAAGAGCGCAGUACUGGCAGUGGCAAUUGAUUACAUCAAGGACUUGGAGGCGCAGAGGGACAGUGCCUUGGAUGAAGUGAAAAGACUCGGUGGGGAGGUGCGAUUUGGAAAUAACUAAUACGAUUCAUUGCAGUAUUGUUUUGUUUAGAAAACGUGGCCGUGUCUCAUGUUGGGUUUCCGUAUUCAGUAUCGAGAUGGUUGUUGUAACCACUGGGUAUGUAUACUUGCCU
This is a messenger RNA of Bipolaris sorokiniana ND90Pr, 1272 nucleotides long. RefSeq lists its product as uncharacterized. Gene Ontology annotation, molecular function: protein dimerization activity. The coding region runs from base 324 to 1160 and encodes 278 amino acids. The record is from RefSeq and is a predicted model, not a curated record. The transcript is spliced from 2 exons. NCBI's taxonomy places the organism in Eukaryota, Fungi, Ascomycota, Dothideomycetes, Pleosporales, Pleosporaceae.